GAAAGCAUUCUAAAUGGGUGUAAAGCCCUUGCAGAGGUAAUGUGCCACAUUGGAUGGUGCAAAAUUAAAAUAGCAAAAUUGUCCCAGCUCAUAGGGACACCACCAUACUAAAAAUAGCACGCAAUGAGUGCUCGCUUAUGGUCUCCGUUCCCGAUUAUGGCUCCUUUAUGGCAACAUUGAAACAGAUUCCUUGCGUGGUUCAAAGAGGUAAACUUAUGUCUCUCAUAAAGUGACAAAAUGUUUACUGUGAAACUGACGCUUUUUCACCAAGAAAAAGGCUCUCAGGCAUUGGGAAGGGUAAUAUGACAACAACACUUGCUUCCCUGUGUUAGUUUCUCUUAUGCGUAAAAGUAACUCAAACGUUGAUUAUUCACGUGAAACCAUUGUCAAUCCCCUCCUUCCACUAUCACCAUAUCAUCUUUCCAGGAUGCCUUGGAAAAAACAACUAGUUUACCAGUGCAAUUCUAACAAUCACAAAAUACCACGCUGAGACAGUACCACUUGUAUUUAUUUCCAUUUUUUUUCAUUGACCUAGUUUCAGUUACAACAUUUUAUGAGUUUCUGAACAAAGACUCUUAGAUAUAUUAUUGUCCAUGUAAAAUUAUGAUUAGCAACUAUCUGGAUGAGGAAAGACCUGAUUUAAAUUAUUUUUUCGAAUAGAGAUCAUUUCUGCAACAGUCUGCUUGUCAAAAUCACUAAAGUAUAAUUACUUAACAUCAUCUUGCUAGGGAAAAACUGCAUGCAAAUCUUAUUUCAACACACAGUUACACUAAUAUAUACAACUACAAAACUAGUUUCGUUUAUGACCCCUUAAUUUGGUCCCCAUAACAGAUUUAUCGGUAAAUCCAAGGUGACCUCAAGUAACCAUGAAUGAAAUAUAAACCUUGAUACCACAUGCUAAAAUAAUAAUUUUCAUUUUUAUUUCUACUUAUUUAUUUAUUUAUUUACUUAUUUAUUUCUAUGUUACUAUUAUUGUUUCUAUCUGGUUAUAUUAUUGUCAGUUGUUGUAUUAUUCUGUACCAAGUAAUAUUUUUCGUGCAUGGUUACAUGAAGUCAUCCCAAAUUAAAAUCUUCACUGGCAACCAACUGAAGAGGUCGCAGACAAAGCAAGUCUUGAAGUCGCAUAUACUAUGUACUAACUGUAUCGAAGGAAAAUACAAACGAAGCUUUUCCCAAAACAAAGAUGCUGUUCAAUAAUUAUAUCUAGACCGCGGUCAAUACCGAUUUCAGCCAAUCAAAUUCGUGAAUUCGGUAGUUCCCAGUCCUUGUGAGACACAGCCAUAAAUAUAUAAAGACCAAGGCUAUGGCAUUUGAGCCUGCAAAUAUUACAGCUGACCUUAUAGUAAUGGCGGCCAGGAGAGUCCAUUUCGGCUUUGGUUUACUUGAGCGGAGGAGUUUUGACCUCACCUUUCACCGAUCCCGACAGCCUCUUUUAAAAAAGUUAAAUAUCCGCCUUCUCUCGGACAGAGUGGUCGAUGCGCUUGGCACAGAACCGCCCAUACCCGAGUACAAACCGCCUCAAAAUGAACCACUCGAUCGCAGACGAGCAAGGCUACUCUACCAAAGCAGGAAGCGUGGAAUGCUUGAAAACGGAUUGCUGUUGAGCACAUUUGCCGGUAAACACUUGGAUAAUUUGAGUGACACCAUGUUAGAUCAAUAUGACAAACUUAUAAACCAACCAAGUAAUGAUUGGGAGAUCUACUAUUGGAUGACGGAAAAGAAACCUACCCCUGAGGAGUAUGAUAACGAAGUUAUGGACAUGCUCAAGAUCCAUGCAAAGAAUAAAAAGAUGGAGGAACGCAUUAGACAACCUGAUCUUCAAGAGAAGUGAACGAUGAGGUAUAUGGCUGGAAGUGUUGUCUAAGUCUUGUCAAAGUCAGACUGGUUUUGCUUGUGGUCCAAGUCACAAACUGUGAAGAGAUAGUUCAAGUUUUGUAACUGCAUCCAGGAUGGUAUCCAAAUGCUCUAUGACUGAGAAGGUAGAAAAGGACUAACAAUAUAGUCGAUAUUGUUGUUGUGGGGGCAUUGCUGACCACAAACUAGGAUGGACAUGAUGGAAUGCAGGGUGUGCUCCAAAAAAUGGUCAAGACAGUAACAAUCUAUAGAAUGUUUUCUUGCAUGAUUUUGAAAAGCUAAAAAAUAAUCAAGAUUAAACCUUGAUUGUUUUUUAGCUUUCAAAAUCAUGCAGUUAAACAUGGAUCACAAUCAAUCUGGAGACUUCAAGGCUAAGGCUGUGCAUAGAACCAAUAUAUUAUGGCUUUUAUUUACAAGUGUUCUACAACAAUCAAGCAGUCCACUCUGUUGGACUUCUAUUUAAUAUUUUGCAUUCAGCUAUUUGAAAGGUGGGAUCAAUGUUCAUCAUCUGUCUGACACUAUUUAACAUAAGAGUUGAAGAGAAGUUGCACAUAAUAAAUUGAACUAGAAUUCAA
Orbicella faveolata is the source of this 2429-nucleotide messenger RNA. Its product is annotated as succinate dehydrogenase assembly factor 2-B, mitochondrial-like. Gene Ontology annotation, biological process: mitochondrial electron transport, succinate to ubiquinone; mitochondrial respiratory chain complex II assembly; protein-FAD linkage. The record is from RefSeq and is a predicted model, not a curated record. Lineage: Eukaryota; Metazoa; Cnidaria; Anthozoa; Scleractinia; Merulinidae. Gene Ontology annotation, cellular component: mitochondrion.